Messenger RNA from Coregonus clupeaformis (lake whitefish), 4442 nucleotides. Its product is annotated as serine/threonine-protein kinase MARK2. Bases 1396 to 3537 code for a protein of 713 amino acids. Gene Ontology annotation, cellular component: cytoplasm. Gene Ontology annotation, biological process: protein phosphorylation; intracellular signal transduction; microtubule cytoskeleton organization. Gene Ontology annotation, molecular function: protein serine/threonine kinase activity; tau-protein kinase activity; ATP binding. The transcript has 17 exons. The record is from RefSeq and is a predicted model, not a curated record. NCBI's taxonomy places the organism in Eukaryota, Metazoa, Chordata, Actinopteri, Salmoniformes, Salmonidae.
AGCUAAAUUGCCAUACAUGUUUAAUGCUUUUCGACCUGUCCGCAAAUUAAUAGAAUUGGUUCAGAGUUUAUUGUGAUAUUUCAACCUGCGUCUGGUGUGGGGGGACAAAAUCAACAUAGGCGCGGUCUGGGUAGUAUGUUAAGGGUUCAAUUAACACAAAAAAAGCACAUUUUGCUUUCAUGAAUUUUUACGAUAUAGGCAUUGUGGCUUUGUUACCAAGUGGAUACUGGUUAAAGCGGCCAUAUUCCCUCGCGCUUGUUCCGGUGUCACGCCCCCCCCCAGCGAGAGAGAGAUAGAGAGAGAGAGAGAGAAUGCAAGAAUACUUUUGCUAAUAAUGGAUUUGACAAUUGAAACAUUUAUUCCGAGGCGCUCUCACGGAAAUAAACACUGUACGUAAAGUCCGGACAGCGGGACUGCAGUGCAGCAUUUGAAACGACCUUAUUCGAAUCACGCAAUCGGGAAGACGGGAGGUGAUUUCCGUGGAUUUUGAGUUGUGUGCUGUGGAUCGUUCAGUUGCGGAGGUAACGUUACAGGAUUAGCUAUCUAGGCUAGCAGGCUCCAGCCCGAAAGCCGGAAUCUACAAUACAGUACAUGGGCUAACAUUAAUCAACAACAGCGUUUUUAUUUUUGCACUAGUUACCUUUUUAGGAAAGGUGGUCAUGUUUUAGUUAACUAUGGGAAUUGGAGGAUAACGACGUUGUGGUGUUUAUUUUAUCAAUGUUGGAUAGCUAGCUAUCCGGAAAGCUUAGUUUUUUUAAUACAACGUCAACGAAGGUAUCGGCGGAGCGAGGGGCUAACGUGAGCUACUUGGCUUGAAGAUUUAGUCCUCGGAUUUGAAUAACACUUCCAUUCCUGAGAGCGAGAUUUGAGCUAUCUUUUCCUUCAAUGACUGCUAGCUGUCUAGCGAGUUUAUUAGCUAACGUUAGCCUUGCCAUUGAUAACAUUAGCCUAGAAUUUGUGCUUUUUCAAAUGUAGCCGAUAGCCAACGUUAGCAUACUAGUUGGACCUUGUCUAAAACGUAACUAUUUAUUAACGUUAACUAGCUAGACAUGAUACAUAUUUGCUAACGUUAGCUAGCUAAUUAGGUAGAAACCUAAUUUAUGCUGUCGGCAAACAUUUUUUAUCAUUAACUUUACCCAGUGAGUUCAAACGGCUGAACAACUUUGGACCCUCUAUUUUUUCAUUUGGUGACAUGGGACACGUACUUGUAAGCUAGCUGGCUGGCGAGCUAAUUUAGUAAUCAACUUGUUGAUCACACAGACUGUGUGGCUAGCUACGGAACAUUUUCCAACUUGGACGCACGUCGGGUUUUACCACUGCUAAAUAAACACACGACCCUGAAAGGAUUUGUAUCUGUUUUUCUCCUGACCCCUAUUUUUUUCAAAAUCACCGAAAAUGUCGACCAGGACGCCAUUGUUGGCCGUUAUUGAAAAUUCGUCUGGUGGCCAGGACACCAAGACGGGGGGCCGUCCCAGCAUGCCGCGGUGUCGGAACUCGGUUGCCACGACAGCGGAGGAGACUCCUCACAUUGGUAACUACCGGUUACUAAAGACCAUCGGCAAGGGCAACUUCGCUAAGGUCAAGCUGGCACGCCAUGUCCUCACCGGGACAGAGGUGGCUGUGAAGAUUAUUGAUAAGACCCAACUCAACUCUUCCAGUCUGCAGAAGCUCUUCCGGGAAGUGAGAAUCAUGAAGCUGUUGAAUCAUCCUAACAUAGUGAAGUUAUUUGAGGUGAUAGAGACGGAGAAGACAUUGUAUCUGGUCAUGGAGUAUGCCAGUGGAGGGGAGGUGUUUGAUUACCUGGUCGCUCAUGGGAGGAUGAAAGAAAAGGAGGCACGUGCCAAAUUCAGACAGAUUGUGUCAGCGGUCCAGUACUGUCACCAGAAGUGUAUUGUCCACAGAGAUCUAAAGGCUGAGAACCUACUCCUGGACGCUGACAUGAACAUCAAGAUUGCAGACUUUGGCUUUAGUAAUGAGUUUGUAAUGGGCAGUAAGCUGGACACGUUCUGCGGUUCCCCUCCCUACGCCGCUCCAGAGCUGUUCCAGGGGAAGAAGUACGACGGACCAGAGGUGGAUGUCUGGAGUCUGGGGGUUAUACUGUAUACACUGGUUUCAGGGUCGCUGCCCUUCGAUGGACAGAACCUCAAGGAGUUGAGAGAGCGUGUGUUAAGGGGGAAAUACCGUAUUCCGUUCUACAUGUCUACAGACUGUGAGAACCUACUGAAGAAGUUCCUGAUUCUCAACCCCACCAAGAGAGGCAGCCUGGAGCAGAUAAUGAAAGAUAGAUGGAUGAAUGUGGGACAUGAAGAGGAGGAGUUGAGACCUUACAUAGAACCCAUGCCUGACUACAAGGACCCUAAGAGGACAGAGAUCAUGAUUCAGAUGGGUUACACCAUGGAGGAGGUGCAGGACUCGCUGGUCAACCAGAAAUACAACGAAGUCAUGGCCACAUACCUACUACUGGACUACACCAACCACGAGCUGGAUGAGGGUGUCAUUAAGCCCCGUCUAGGAAGUGACCUCACCAACAGUAACGCACCUUCACCGCCCAACAAGGUACAGCGCAGCAUAUCGUCCAACCAGAAACCUCGCAGACCCACCGACCAGGGGUCUUCUGCCAAGGGGCGUGGUCAGGGGGAUAACAUGGAGGAUUCUGGGAGGAAAGGAUCGGGCAGCUCGGUCAAAGUUCCAGCCAGUCAGCUAGUCUCCGACCGCAAGAAGAGUGCCACACCCUCUACCAAUAGCAUCUUGUCGACUGGUACAGGUCGCAGCAGAAAUUCUCCUCUCACUGAGAGAGCUACGCUGGGCCAGGGGGUACAGAACGGCAAGGACAGCGCUCCCCCCCAGAGGCCACCUGGCACAUCCCCCUCAGCCCACAACAUCAGCAGUGCCACGGUGACGGACCGUACCAACUUCUCCCGGGGGGUGGCCAUCCGCAGCACUUUCCACGCAGGACAGCAGAGAGGUGACAGGGACCAGCAGGGUUAUCCCUACAGUGUUGCUCCAGCCUCCCCCUCCCUCAGCCACGGGAACAGCCAGGCCAGGAGACCCGGGGCCACAGGCAUCUUCUCCAAGUUCACCUCCAAGUUUGUACGCAGGUCGAUGCUGAGCAGCGCUGUUGACAAAUCAGAGAAGAGCGGCGUCCUAGGAUCCUCCCACAGCGGUGGCGGAGACGAGAACAAAGAUAACUCCUCCCCCGUUUCCGGCACCCCGUCCUCGAAGGACCUGUCGACCAAACCACGUUCCCUCCGGUUCACCUGGUCGAUGAAGACCACGUCCUCCAUGGAACCCGGGGAGAUGAUGCAAGAGAUCCGGAAGGUUCUAGAUUCCAACAGCUGUGAGUACGAGCUCCGGGAGCGCUACAUGCUGCUCUGCGUCUCGGGGAACCCUGCCCGCGAUGACUUCGUCCAAUGGGAGAUGGAGGUGUGCAAGCUGCCCCGCCUCUCGCUGAACGGCGUGCGGUUCAAGAGGAUCUCCGGGACGUCGAUCGUGUUUAAAAACAUUGCGUCAAAGAUUGCCAACGAGCUCAAACUGUGAGACGCAGGGAUGGAUGGAUGGAGGGAGGGGGAGAGAUGGGGGGGUUUACAUAUAUGCCGGAAGAGAGGAAUGGGGGAAGAAAGGAGAGGAAAGCAAGGAAGGAAGGAAGAACUCGUGGGAAGUCUGAUCAUAAGGAAGAGAGGAGAAGAACUAUAUGUAUUGGUGCUGGAGGGGGGAGUUUGGGACCUGAAUGGGUUUGAGGGGUCAAUGUUAGAGAAUAUUUUAAAGACUUUAGAUGACGAGAUUGUUCUCUUCUGUUAGGAGGGAAGGAAAUGGGGAUAAUUCUACCUAGUUCUUUCUUUUUCUCUGUUGAGGUUUGUGUUUUAGAACCUUUUGAACGUUCUCUAGCUGGUGUCUUCUUGGGUUCUCUUGUUCUAUAUCCACUGCAUGUUGGUUCUGCUGUUCUACUCCUUUCAUUCCACACUGGUGGUUAUGCACACUCUACACACACACACUGUUCUGAGAGGAGAGGUAGGGGAGGAGAGGAAGAAAGGGAGAGCAGAGGCCUAAGACUGACCUUCACUCUUCUCCCCUCUGUUCUACUACAGUGGGUUCUAGACUGAGUUCUAGAGUGAAGUGAACAGAGCGGACUUACUGGAUUCUGGAAAUAAAAUAACUCAACACUGGAACUGUUCUCCUGUUCUGGGUUCUGUUGUUCUCUGACCCAAAUGGACUACCUGGAACCUGUACUGUGGAUCAUAUUCACACACUCACUGGCCUUUUGGUUUAGUGGAUGGACAGACUCUUUGUGCAGCACAACGCUGAGCUGAGCCAUGUAUUUCUCUGCCUGUUUGAUGUGAGGGGAGACAGUCAACACCCCAGACAACACUCUGUUUUAACACACACACGCUAAACCAGACUCCAACAGUGGAGGCUGGUGGGAGGAGCUAUAGGAGGACGGGCUC